Paramecium pentaurelia is the source of this 955-nucleotide messenger RNA. The record is from the annotation of a GenBank genome assembly. NCBI's taxonomy places the organism in Eukaryota, Ciliophora, Oligohymenophorea, Peniculida, Parameciidae.
AUGAACAAUUAUUUGUUAGAUUAGAAUAAUCAACAAAAAUACCUCAAUCCAUAGACUUUUGAAACAUUAGAUGGAAGAGUUUAGAAGAUGAAUUAAUUUGAAUGUAUUUAACAUACUAUUUUCUUAGUUUAAGAUUACUAAAAGGAUUCUUAAAUAAGAGUUGAUUUUUUCAAGAAAAUGUAUAGUUUUUUGACAUUUGAGUUUCUUUUUAAUUUUGGAAUGAUUGCUUUAGGAUUUGACACUGACUUGAAAGAAUUGCUAAUACAUACCUAUUAUCAAUGCUACGAAUAACAGAAUUAUAUCAUUUGUGAUUACCAUAAUUCACCAGCUUGGUUAUUCUAUGUUUCUUUGAUUAUUUCAAUAAUCUUGUAAUUCACAUUAUACUUUGGAGGAACAAUAGUGAGAAAGGUAACAAUAUAUAAUGUAAAUCAUAGACUCCUGUAAAUUACAUUAUAUUCAUUUUGUACUUAGUUUUCUAUGGAUUUACAUUAUCAGCUAUAUCUAUUUUUAUGGCAAUAAGUUAAGGAAAAUUAGCUGUUUGGAUUACUUGGACUGUUGAUUUGCUAAUAAUAUUAACAUUUACAAUUUAUGGGUACUUUAAAAGAGAGAGAUUUCUUAGUCAAGUAAAUAUCAUUCCAUAUUUUAUAGUUAGUGCCAUUAUCAUUUUUUGUAUAGCCAUUCCUUUCGUAUUCUUUUUGAUAAUGUAUAAUUUUCAUUAUGCAUGGAUGGGAUUUUUUUAUGGAUUAGUCAGUAUAAUGUACGGAUUCUAUUUGAUGUUGGAAACAAGAUCAAUAAUGAGGAAAGGAGUAAGAAUUUAUUUAAUAACAUAAAGGGAUUAAUUUUGUAAAUUGAUGACUAUUUGGCUGGAUCUUUGUUACUUUAUGGUCUUAUGGUAUAACCAUUAGUAAGAAUAUUUGAACUUUUAAAAGAAACUUGUGGAAAUAGAAGCUAAUGA